Molecule: messenger RNA, 5610 nt
Organism: Sciurus carolinensis (gray squirrel)
Lineage: Eukaryota; Metazoa; Chordata; Mammalia; Rodentia; Sciuridae
Product: zinc finger protein 107-like
Exons: 4
Coding region: 1-3984 (1327 amino acids)
Biological process (GO): negative regulation of transcription by RNA polymerase II
Molecular function (GO): DNA-binding transcription repressor activity, RNA polymerase II-specific
Source: RefSeq, a predicted model, not a curated record
AUGGGAACUCCACUCACAGAACCCAAUGGGGAACACACCCUCAGAAUAGAAUGGACAGCUUUUCCCAUUUCACCUCUUACCAGUCUGCAAAUAGGGAAGUUUAGAAGUUUAAACCCCAAACUACAACUUGAUGAGCAUCACAAUAAAAAGGAAGAACUCUACAGCCCACACUCCAUACUCUCAUGUAUCAUUGACACCUCAAGAAGAAAUAAAAUCAGAAAAAUCAAGUCUGAGUGGAUCAAAGACCUCAAAAUUAUACCAGAAACCCUGAACUUACUAGAAGAAAUGGAACGGUUGACCUUCAGGGAUGUGGCCAUUGAUUUUACUGAAGAGGAGUGGGAAUGCCUGCAGCCUGCUCAGCAAAACUUAUAUAGAGAUGUGAUGUUAGAGAACUACAGAAACUUGGUCUUUUUGGCCAUAACUUCUCAUCAUACCCAAGAAUUUUUACCAGACCAAGGAAUAAACCAUAUAUUGCAAAAAGUGAUCAAUGAAAAAUAUGAAAAUUGUGACCUUGAUUAUUUGCAACAAAGGAUAUGGAAAAAUGAAAGUGAGAGUCAACAUCAGAAAUCAUCUUAUAAGGAAGAAAACCAAUUAGCAGUGACUAUUCAUAAUGACAAUUUUUCUGUCAACAGACAUCAAGAACAUUUAAUGUCUCAGAAAAGUUUUCAACUUAUACCAUUUACUUUUGAGGAACUAUGUACAUCUCUAAGAAUAUAUCCACAGCAAUUUUUGGAGCACAAAUUUCCUCUGAAAGGAAAUGUGAAAAAUCUUAAAAGAGAUCUACUUCAUGCUUCAAUUUUCAACUUGAUUAAUUUUCAAUGUAGCAUUGACUUACACUUCCAUUCAAAUAUUUUUAUAGACAAGAUAUUUAAAACUGAAAGGCAAAUUUCCAAAAGUGCUCAUUUUGAGAGUUUCUUUAGGAAAUGUUCAUUAUUCUGCAAUGAACAAAUAGCUGCUCUUUUUGCCCAAACAUACAAUUUUAACAAUUGGAAGAGGGUCCACACUUGUCCAUUAUUGCUUAAUGGAACUUCAGAUACAGAUUUCUGUAAAGUAUGCUACAUAUAUAAUGAAACAAGUAACAUCUUUAGCCAGGUCUCUGUCCUGUGUAAUUACCAGGAUGAUCAUAUUGGUGAUACAAAUUAUGAGUAUGGAGAAACUCAUAAAAAUAUUAGCAUUGGUUGCCAUGCCAGAAAACAUCAGUCUACUCAUUUUUCAAAGAAUCUUUACCGUGAUGAAAUAUGUGGGAAAGUCUUAUUUGAAUGUUCAAAACUUAUUACCCAUCCAAAUAUUCAUAGGCAAGUGAAGCCUUGCAAAUUUAAGAUAUAUGAGAGAGCUUUUAAUCAAAUUGCAAACCUUACUCAAUACAGGAGAAUUCAUACUGAAAGAGAGCCCUAUAAUUUUAUAGAAGUUAUUAAAUUAUUUGAUAUCUCAACCCUUUCUAAAUACUACAAAUACUAUGGCAGUGAUAAACUGUAUAAAUUUAAAGAAUGUGGCAAAACUUUUAAUCAAAUAUUACCCAUUGUUAAUAAUCAGAGGCUUCCUACUGGAGAGCAGACCACCAAAUGUAACAAAUGUGGCAAAGCCACUAAUAGUUGCUCAAUCAUUUGUAAACACGUGAGGUGGCAUAGAAGUGAGAAAACCUACAAAUGUAAAGAAAGUGACAAAGAUUUUAAGAAAAGCUCAACUGAUACUCAGCAACACAGUAUUCAUACUAAAGAGAACCUCUAUACAUGUAAAGAAUGCAGCAAAAGUUUUAAUAAAAUUCAAAAUCUUACCCAACAUCAAAGAAUUCAUAGUGGAGAGAAGUCCUACAAAUGUGAAGAAUGUGGCAAAGCUUUUGUUAAAAAACCACACCUUAUUUGCCACCAGAUAAUUCAUACUGGAAAGAAGCUCUACAGAUAUAAAGAAUGUGGCAAAACUUCUUUUCAAAAAUUAAGCAUUUACUACAACAAAAUUCAUACUGGAGAGAAGCCCUACAAAUGUGAAAAAUGUGACAAAGCUUUCAAUCAUAAAUCAGGCCUUAUUCACCACCAGAGAAUUCAUACUGGAGUGAAGCCCUACAAAUGUAAAAAAUGUGGCAAAGCUUUUUAUCAAAGAUCACUUCUUACUCAACAUCAGAGAAUUCAUACUGGAGAGAAGCCCUACAAAUGUAAAGAAUGUGACAAAGCUUUUAAUCGAAGAUCACUUCUUAAUAAACACCUCAGAAUUCAUACUGGGAAGAAGCCCUACAAAUGUGAAGAAUGUGGCAAAACUUUUAAUGAAAAAUCAAGCCUUACUUGCCAUCAACAAAUUCAUACUGGAGAGAAGCCAUACAAAUGUAAAGAAUGUGGAAAAACUUUUAUUCAAAAACCACAUCUUAUUCACCACCAAAGAAUUCAUACUGGAGAGAAGCCCUACGAAUGUAAAGAAUGUGGGAAAGCUUUUUAUCAACAGUCACACCUUACUGAAUACCAGAAUGUUCAUAGAGGAGAUAAACCCUACAAAUGUCAAGAAUGUAACAAAGAUUUUAAACAGAAAUCAAGCCUUAAUCACCACCACAGAAUUCAUACUACAGAGAAGUUCUACAAAUGUGAAGAAUGCGGCAAAAAUUUUUAUAAACAAUCACGCUUUACUGAACACCAGAAUAUUCAUAGAGGAGAGAAACCCUACAAAUGUAAAAAAUGUGGCAAAGCUUUUUAUCAAAGAUCACUUCUUACUCAACAUCAGAGAAUUCAUACUGGAGAGAAGCCCUACAAAUGUAAAGAAUGUGACAAAGCUUUUAAUCGAAGAUCACUUCUUAAUAAACACCUCAGAAUUCAUGCUGGGAAGAAGCCCUACAAAUGUGAAGAAUGUGGCAAAACUUUUAAUGAAAAAUCAAGCCUUACUUGCCAUCAACGAAUUCAUACUGGAGAGAAGCCAUACAAAUGUAAAGAAUGUGACAAAGCUUUUAUUCAAAAAGCACAUCUUAUUCACCACCAGAGAAUUCAUACUGGAGAGAAGCUCUACAAAUGUAAAGAAUGUGGGAGAGCUUUUUAUCAACACCUUACUGAACACCAGAAUAUUCAUAGAGAAGAGAAGCCCUACAAAUGUCAAGAAUGUGACAAAGCUUUUAGUCAUAAAUCAAGCCUUAAUCACCACCACAGAAUUCAUCCUACAGAGAAAUCCUACAAAUGUGAAGAAUGUGGCAAAACUUUCUAUAAACAAUCACGCUUUAAUGAACACCAGAAUAUUCAUAGUGGAGAGAAACCCUAUAAAUGUGAACAAUGUGACAAAGUUUUUAAUACAAAAUCAAGACUUAAUUACCACCACAGAAUCCAUUCUAUAGAAAAGUCCUACAUAUGUGAAGAACAUGGCAAAACUUUUUAUCAACAAUCACACCUCACUGAACACCAGAAUAUUUGUAGUGGAGUGAAACCCUACAAAUGUCAAGAAUGUGACAAAACUUUUAAUCAUAAAUCAGACCUUAUUUACCACCACAGAAUUCAUACUGGACAAAAGCCCUACAAAUGUGAAUGUGGCAAGGCUUUUAUUAAAAAAUCAUACCUCAUUUGCCACCAAAGAAUUCAUACUGGAGAGAAGCCCUAUAAAUGUAAAGAAUGUGGCAAAGCUUUUUAUCAAGAAUCACAACUUAUUGAACACCAAAAUAUUCAUACUGGAGAGAAGCCCUACAAAUGUGAAGAAUGUGACAAAUCAUUUAGUCAUAAAUCAAGCCUUAUUCACCACCAUAGAAUUCAUACUAGACAGAAACAAUACAAAUGUAAAGAAUGUGGCAAAUUUUUUAAUGAAAAAUCAAGCCUUAUUUGCCAUGAGAAAAUUCAUACUGAUGAGAAACCCUACAAAUGUGAAGAAUGUGGCAAAGCUUUUAAUAAAAAAUCAAGUUUUAUUUACCACAGCAGAAUUCAUACUGGAGAGAAGCCAUACAAAUGUAAAGAAUGUGGCAAAGCUUUUAUUCAAAAAGCACACCUUAUUCGUCACCAGAGAAUUCAUACUGGAGAGAAGCCCUAGAAAUCUGAAGAAUAUGGCCAAGCUCUUGUUCACAAAUCACACCUUAUUUCCCCAACAGAGAAUGCAUACAGGAGAGAAAUCCUACAAAUGUAAAGAACAUGGCAGAUCUUUUUAUCAAAGAUUACUCCUUACUCAAUACCAGACAAUUCAUACUGAAGUGAAGCCCUACAAAUAUGUCUUCACACAUCAGGAAGCUCCAGAAUGUUUAAACAUGAAGUGAGAAAGAGAAAGUGAAUGCCCUUCUCCCACAUUUUUCCAACCAUCUAAGAGGAUCAGAGGUUUCUACAUGGAGAGAAAAGCAGUGAAAUGUACUGCAAAUGGUUUCCCCUACACUCUGGAUUUUAGAGAUGGAAUGACAUUAGCCACCAUGUUGUUCAGGUUUUAUCAAACUUGGCUUCACAUUAAAAUUAGAACAGAACAGAGAAAAGAAGAGAAGGAAUUCUCAUUCUCACCCCAGACAAACUACAACAAAAAGUCUGGAGUAAAUCCUGAGCUACUCUGGUUUUAAAAUGUGCCCCUGUUGAUUCUAAAGAACAGUAAUUGUUUUGACUCUCUUUUGGUUUAUCCCUUUCAUUCUGUGGAAAAGAAAAUGAAUGACCAAUGCAUCAAAAAAUAAAAACCAUUACUCCAGCACAUUAGCCAUUGUGGAAGAAAUCAGAUCAGAUUCUCUAUGCACACUACACACCAAAUAAGUUCAGGAGCCUACAUGUAAGUUUCUAUGCUUUAAAAAAUUGUGGAUGUGUGUGAAUAUUUAUUUUUAAAAUAUAGAGAAAUGCUCUUAUUCUUUAAUUGAAAAAAAGAAAUAUGUAUCCAGCAACACUUGAAAUGUCCUUUUCCAUAUAAUACAUAAAUCAGAUUUUCCAACAUCAAUGUCAGGAUUGACAAAUGCCUGUAAACUGUGCCUCUCUGAAUUGUCAGUUCAUUACCUCACAUACAUUACUGAUGGAAAUAUUCAUUUUGAGAUCAAUUUGAAAUACAUCCCAAAAAUGUGAAAAUUUUCUCACUAUAAAAUGUAAGAUUAGUCAGAGCUCUUCAGAAAACAGUAUAAAUAGUAUGUGUAUACAUUAAGGGAAUUUAUUUUGAAGACCUGGUUCACAUGACUGUGGAAGUGUGUAAAUUCAAAAUCUGCUGUCAAGCUGUAGGUUGACAGCACAGUGUUUAAGACUAGAGACGUCUGCUGCAGACUUUCCUUUUGCUUAGAGGUCAGUCUUUUUUUAAAUCUGUUCAAGUCUUUAAGAGAAUUGAUUAGGUUCUCCCAAAAUAUUGGUGUCUACUUUACUCAUAGUCCAUUGGUUCAAAUGCAAAUGUCAUUUUAAUACAUGCUCACAGAAAAAUUCAGAAAAAAAUGUUUUAGCUUGGCACUGUGGUCCAGUGAAGUUGCACAUGAAAUUAAACAUUAAAAAUGUAUUUUGGAAUUAAACUAAUCUAUAUUUGAAUCUCAGUGCCACCAUUUAAUAGCUGUGUAACUCUCUGAGCUGUCCUUAAUCUGUAAAAUAUAAGUAUUAGGUCUGGUGGCUUUGUAAUAAAAUUAAUUUACAUAAUUAAUUCCCAGCCAAUUGUGAAUGUUGAAUUAAUAGUAGUGACUGUUUGAGUGACCCUGAGUUCAAUUCCUGGUAACAAAAACAA